This is a messenger RNA of Gigantopelta aegis, 1772 nucleotides long. Its product is annotated as plasminogen receptor (KT)-like. Gene Ontology annotation, biological process: positive regulation of plasminogen activation. The record is from RefSeq and is a predicted model, not a curated record. The coding region runs from base 80 to 538 and encodes 152 amino acids. Lineage: Eukaryota; Metazoa; Mollusca; Gastropoda; Neomphalida; Peltospiridae. Gene Ontology annotation, cellular component: plasma membrane. The transcript has 5 exons.
CUGUUAGUUUAUCAGAAAGGGGUUUUGUCUUUGGAACAUAGUCUUGAGCGCUGCACGGCAGUCUUAACAUAACAGAACAAUGGGGAGCAUUAUUGGAAAACCAAUGGACGAAAACAUGAAAAAACAACAAGAAUUCAUGCUGCAAACACAACGGCUUUUGCUUGAACGUCAAAUUCAGAUGCAGAAUCAGAUGCGUGAGAAGAUGAUGGCUAUGCAGAUGGGACGCGCUCGUGACAUGUUCAUGUGGUUUAGCUCAUUCUAUGCAGUAACUGCGGUCUUGUGUAUCAUAGGAGCCCGUCACAGACGAGGUGCCGUAAUUCCACUUUUACCGUUGACAUUUAUCCUUGGCUACCAAUACGACUUGGCUUACGGCAAUAAGAUGAUGAGAAUCCGAGCUGAAGCUGAUCGUAUUCUUGACGAUGAAGCUCUUAUGUUGGAGAUGCCUCAUGGACUUCCGACGUAUUCCACUAUUGAGGCAGGAAGACUCGAUCAGAAAGACAAAGAAAGACUCACCAAAAGCAAUGACUUAUUUUUAUAGAUUUUUUUUAUAUUCUUCUCACAGCAUUUUAUAGUGGUAUUUUCAUUAAAUGGACUGUCCAUAGUUUGCUGUAGUUGUUACAAUGCAAGCAACUAACAGAGACUUUUUAACAACUCUAAUUACAUGUUAAACAUAUUUUUCUGCCUAAAAUAUCGGUGGCUGUAUAUUAAAUGUGUUUCUUAUCAUCCUAUAUUGUUUAUGCUAGGACAAACUUCAUUUUAUUUCCAAAUAUAUUUUUUUCAUAUGUACAAAAUUAUUUGGAGAACAAAUCUAGUUUGGGCUACUUACAAAUAUUAAGACAAUCAGAAACACUGUACAUACCGAAACAAAAAUAUAUUUAAUAUGUAAUUUUAGUUGUUAAAAGAUUUUUAUUAGCAGGAAACAUGUGACAAUGGUAACAAGCUGAGGAUAGUCCCUUUAAUAUAUGUAGUUCCAGUGCAUAACAAAAGGUUUUUAUAGGGAGUUUUGUAUGGACAGCACUGAAACAUGUAUAUAUAUAUAUAUAUAUCAAAAGCAAUGCAUGGUUAUGGAAGUAGUUUGAGAGUAGACGAGUUUUAUUUGUGGCACAGUUUAUCAUUUCCAUUCAUUUUAGUAGCUGUUUAUUUGCUAUAUAGUUGGGUCAUUAAGACUUAAUUAGCACAUUUUCAAACAUUUAUUUUUACAAAUGACAACUCCAAUUUGACGCACAACUUCCAUUUCAACAUAUCGGUGCCUUUUUGUCAACGUACCCAUUUUUCUUUUUUUUACUAAAUAUUUUACUUGCAUAAUGUUUUGUUUUUUCAGUCUUAGAUAUGUAAAUACAUAACUCGAGCAAUUGAUUAAACUGUUGUCAUGGUAACCUAAAGUUAAUUUAUUUUGUUUAAUGACACUAUAAGCUUAUGGGCUCCCAUUUUUAUUAUUUAUUUAUAUUUUGGGGGAAAAGGAAGCAUAAUAGUACAUGUUAGCAGUGCUUACCGGUACUUCUCUUAUUAUUACUAUUGUAAAAAUAACCUAUUGUUACUUUAACCUAUACAGGUACUUACUGAUGUUCUUUCAUUACCAUGUUUUUAUUACUACAUAUACUGAACCUCACUGAAAGUGCAUCAGUCGGAAUUGUAGGAUAUGAGAGGAAAUAACAAUACAUUUAACAUUGUAAACUGACUGCGAGUGUGUUCUGUAUUGUGAUUGGUUAAUUACAUUCUUUUUCUGGGAUCAAAUGAAAAUAACACCCGGAAAGCUAAUUAUGUUAUUAGAA